This is a messenger RNA of Lathyrus sativus (Indian pea), 2847 nucleotides long. The record is from the annotation of a GenBank genome assembly. Lineage: Eukaryota; Viridiplantae; Streptophyta; Magnoliopsida; Fabales; Fabaceae.
AUGAAGAUUCGGUCAGUGAAAAUGAGGGAGGCUCACCCUCCAAAGGGCGGCCGUGUUUCCUUCUGCUCCGUCGUAUGGGACCAGAAAGCCGAGCAUCUCGUCACUGCUUCCUCUUCCGACGCCUCCGUCUCCAUUCACAACCCUCUUCUUCCCUCCGCCGCACCUAAGAUUCUCCGUCACCACCGUGACGGUGUUACUGCCUUAGCUCUUAGCCCUAAUUCUACUUGCCUUGCUUCUGGAUCUGUUGACCAUUCCGUUAAGCUCUACAAGUUUCCCGGUGGGGAUUUUGAGACAAAUAUUACAAGGUUUACACUUCCAAUACGUUCCCUGGCAUUUAACAAGAAAGGAAGCAUGUUAGCAGCUGCAGGUGAUGAUGAGGGGAUUAAGCUCAUAAACACAGUUGAUGGUUCCAUUGCAAGGGUUCUCAAAGGGCAUAAAGGACCAGUCACCGGUGUAGCUUUUGACCCCAAUGGUGAAUAUUUAGCAUCUUUGGAUUCAAAUGGUACUGUUAUCAUUUGGGAACUCCACUCAGGGAGAAACCUUCACAACCUCAAAGGCUUAGCUCCUGAUACUGGGCUAGAUCUUUCAACCAUGAAUGUUCUUUGUUGGAGUCCUGAUGGUGAGACUUUAGCCAUUCCCGGGUUGAGAAAUGAUGUUGUGAUGUAUGAUAGGGACACGGCUGAGAAGUUGUUCACGCUGAGAGGGGAUCACAAUCAGCCUAUUUGUUUUUUGUGUUGGUCCCCCAAUGGCAAGUAUAUGGCUACCUCUGGUUUAGAUAAGCAGAUUCUGAUAUGGGAUGUUGAUAGGAAGCAGGAUAUUGACAGGCAGAAAUUUGAUGAAAGAGUGUGUUGCAUGGCAUGGAAGCCGGUUGGGAAUGCAUUGGCUGUUAUCGAUGUUAAGGGGAAGUAUGGUAUAUGGGACAAUGUUAUCCCUUCAUCUAUGAAGUCUCCAACUGAGGAUAUACCUUUGCAGGGAAAGAACAGCAAUGGGCUUCUUUUGUUUGAUGAGGAGGAUCAGGACAAUAGUGUCAGUGGGAGCUUGAGUGAUCUUGGUGAAAAUAGUAAUGGUGAGUUUGAGCCACCAACUAGCAGGAAAAGAUUGCGCAAGCAUUCAUUGAGUGAGGAAAAUUUGAAUGAGGAUGAAGAAGGAAUUGAUCUUUAUCCAAAGGUUGAAUCUCACAAGAAAAGAAACCGGUCCACCAAGGAAAAUUUGGAUAAUGGGAAUGUAGAAUUCAGAAGCACAAUGGUAACAUCAAAAGCAAAAAUGCAGGAGGCAUUUCAAUCAGGAGCCACUCCAGUGCAGCCGGGGAAAAAGCGCUUCUUAUGCUACAAUAUGCUUGGAAGUAUAACCACUGUCAAUCACGACGGAUCCUCUCAUAUUGAGAUUGAUUUUCAUGAUACUGGAAGCAGUCCCCGAGUUCCAUCAAUGACUGACCAUUUUGGAUUCACAAUGGCUGCAUUGAAUGAGAACGGAAGUGUCUUUGCAAAUCCUUGCAAGGGGGAGAAAAACAUGAGCACCCUCAUGUAUCGCCCAUUUAGUACUUGGGCUAAUAAUAGUGAGUGGUCCAUGCGCUUUGAAGGCGAAGAAGUAAAGGUUGUUGCACUUGGUGCUUCUUGGGUGGCUGCAGUAACUAGUUUUAACUAUCUUCGUAUCUUUACCGAGGGUGGUAUGCAGAGAAAUGUUAUUUCACUAGAUGGGCCAGUGGUGACUGCAUCAGGUUUCAAGGAUGCACUGGCACUUGUCACUCAUGCUUCUGACUGCCUUUCCUCAAAUGAUCAGGUGCUAGAGUUUAGGUUAUUCAAUAUACCACAAGGGACCCAACCUCUUCGAGGUCGUUUGCCAAUAACUCCUGGUUCCUCUCUAUGUUGGUUUGGAUUUAGUGAAGAGGGCCAAUUGUGUUCUUACGAUUCAAAGGGUGUGCUAAGAUUAUAUACAAGCCAAUUUGGUGGUAGCUGGCUCCCAGUUUUCAGUGCUAUUAAAGAGAAGAAGUCAGAUGAAAACUAUUGGAUGGUUGGUUUGAAUUCAAACAAGUUAGUUUGUGUUGUAUGCAAAAAACCUGAAUCCUUCCCACAGGUGGUGCCUAAGCCGAUUCUCACUUUAAAGGAUCUUUCAUUUCCACUUGCUACCUCUGAUUUGGGAUCCGAGGCCCUUGAAAACGAGUUUAUGAUGAACAACAUGCAUCUCUUUGAGAUUCAGAAAAAAAUAGAAGAAAUGGAUAAUGCUGGUUUGGAUGUUAGUUUACUUGAUGACGAAGCUUUCAAUUUGGAAGCGGCACAAGAUAGAUGCAUACUAAGGCUUAUAGCAUCCUGUUGCACUAGUGAUAAACUUGUGAGAGCUACUGAACUUGUAAAGCUUUUGUCACUGGAGAAAUCAAUGAAAGGAGCAAUAAAACUUGUUACUAAUCUUAAGCUUCCAAAUUUGGCAGAAAAAUUCAACAGCAUAUUGGAGGAAAGGCUACUUCAUGAAGCUAAAAAGACCACAGAAACCAGCCUCAAGGAAAAAAGUUCUGCACCCAUUAUAUCCGAUUCUCUACCUAGCGGAAGCAAGGCCUCAAUGCCGACAGAAACAUCAAAAGCAUAUACUGUUUCAUCAUCAAAAUUAUCUGCACCGUCGUUCAUAAAGAAAAAUAAAACACAAGACUCAACUAGAGAUGGAGUGAAUAAAACUACAAUGGUGAAUGAAAGUACUAAUUUAAAGCAGACAGGAGAAAGUGAAACAAGUGAUAAGAAGGGUAAGGAGGAAAUGCAAGCUCCUCCUCAAUCACAUGGUACUUUUAUAAAGUCAGAGCCUGGUUUGGUGACAGCUAAAAGACCAUCCAAUCCAUUUUUGAAGUCCUCAAUCAAAUGA